Molecule: messenger RNA, 663 nt
Organism: Naumovozyma castellii
Lineage: Eukaryota; Fungi; Ascomycota; Saccharomycetes; Saccharomycetales; Saccharomycetaceae
Exons: 1
Coding region: 1-663 (220 amino acids)
Source: RefSeq, a predicted model, not a curated record
AUGGCCCAGGGAACCCUAUACUGGUCCGACAGAUACGUUAGACCCAUCAUUCCUCGUGCUCUCAUUGAGCAUUUCCAAUUGAACUUCAAAGUGGUAGAUAUUUUCGAAAAUGAAGGUAAAUUCUCCAACGAGUUCCCUCUACUGAGAUCUCCCUCCUUGAUUACUCCGGACGGGACCCAGAUAACAGAGGCCAUGGCCGUUAAUUACUACUUGAUCAAGCAAUUGCAUGACCCUCAAUUAGAGAAACAAUUGCUCGGUUCAUUCGAUGACGUUGAAACAUACGCUCAGAUGUUAAGAUGGCAGUCUCUGGCCAAUACUGAUUUCCAUGAUCAGAUGGCCAAUUACGUUAAACCAUAUGUAGGAAUGGUACCUUUUGAUGAUAUUGCGGUACAGAAGGCGUGGAAAAAUUUGGAAACGAUGUUCGACGUUUAUGAAAACAUCUUAAAGAAGCAGCAUUACUUGAUUAAUGAUACUCAUAUUACGUUGGCUGACCUAAUGACGUUUGCACCAUUAACCUUUGGGAUGAGAAACGUGCUGGGUGAUGAAUGGAGAGCUCAUCAUCCGAACAUAACGAGAUGGUUCAUCGACAUCUUGCAAUCCCCCAUCGUGAAAAAUAGUUUCAAGGACUUCCAGUUUGCAGCUAAGGAACCCGCCAGACCUUGA